UUAACUCAUAAACUGUCAUUACUUUUGACGCUGCCUCCUGAAAUUGUUGGCUGAGUCAGAUCAGGUCAUAAAAGUCAUAACUAGUCAUUGUUUAAGUUGUUAUUAAUUUUCUUGUACUUGCGAGAAUGCAAAGUUUUCCUCCUCAUCCAGGCGUAAAAGCACUAAACUGCGUGCUGAGGCCGCAUUUUUAUUUUUCUCUCGGCAACAAAACUGCGAGCUGACCGCAACUUGAUUGAAUCGGUUUGUUGUUAUUUGUGACUAACAAUUAAAGCAAAAGGUGAGUUUUUUAUUAAUAAAAUUGCUACGGAUGCUGCAAUUGUGCUGGAUUAGUCAUGCGUGCUAUUUAAUCGCUUGUUUCAUUGCAUACUAUGACAUGACUACACUGAUCAAGCAAUGAGGAACUCUGCAUGUCAAUUAAUAUUAAUAGAUAAUCAUUGGAGCUUUUUAAUUUACCCACCAACAAUGACGUGAGCGUAAAUUUUAAUUUUGAAUGACAAUAGCAGAGUUAUGGCGACAUCAAAAAUUCUUGAAGAAAUGGAUUGCUCCAAUCUGUUAUACGAACGGAUAGCUCAGCAAAUGAAGAACACGAUUAUGAUGCAUGACAACUUGAUCCCUCUGAGAGACUAUCACAUUGAGCAGAUGUUCAAAAUCAACAAUGAUGAUCUGAAGAACCGGUUUGAGGCCAAAAAAGCCGAAAUCGUGCAGGACUACAAAGAUUGCGCUGUUUGGCCGGAGAUUUUCCACGGAUCACCCUACUGCUACGAAAUCAUUCUAAAAGGCUUCAACAUCGACUGCACCAGAUCGAUCACGAUCCCUACGUUCGGUCGAGGAAUUUACGUGACUCCGCACUCUUCCAAAGCCAACCAGUACGCGUUUGGAAAAAAUAAAGGCUGUCCCAUGCACGAGGACAUAGCGUGCAAGAUUUGCACUCGCCAAAUGCUGUGUCCUAUUGCAUCAUGGGCCACCAGUUCCAGCCAAAUGCUCCAACUAGGACACUUCCAUCUGGUUACCACAGUGUUGUGGCGGAUCCUGUCACAAACCAAAACAUCAGGCAUUACCUGAAAUACCCUGAAUACUGCAUCUUGCAUGGUGACCAGGUACUGCCGUAUGUUCUGAUUGAAUACAGAAUACUUUAUGAUGAUGAUUUUCCAAAACCAAUGCGUACAACCAAGAUAUGGAAGAAUUCAAAUACCAAAUCAUUUCCAACAAGUUUGUACGAGUAAGAUGCGAUCGUAAGAAUGGUAUGUACAGAUAAUACGUCAAUAGAUUUGGAUCCUCUAUACAUAGUUAAUCUACCGACUUUGCGGGUUCAUUUUUUAUGCUUGUGUUAUAUUCAUAAAUUAUUAUUCUAAUUGUUCAAAUCUCUAUUUUGGAUCAUCCAACAAGGGAAUUUCGGUUCCUGUGUCAACCUUUAUUUAGAUGAUCAUCGAAUAUUCCACUCUAACAUUGCACUUGAAACCAAUUCAUUAUAAUAUUUUUAUUUAGAGGCCUAUCGUCACCCACGAAAUUUAAGGCGGCAGCUGGCGUAACCGGCUUACAAUUAGCUGAAUGUUUUGCUCGGCGGCUGGAGGCAGCUUAAGCUUGAUUCUCGGCGGCUAAGCUGACCCAAAAUUUGCCAGUUGGCACAUACAGUGCAGCUCGGCUGGCUGCGAGACCGCUAUUUUGCAUUUUUGAAGUAGCACACUUUUAAUCGAUUGUUUUGAAAAUUUUUAUUUAAAAAAUUCAGCUUGGAUCCGAUCAAUACGGAAAAACCGCAUUUUCCCUGAAGUCACUGCUUUGCCUAAUAUUGUUUUUUUUCCCCGAUUUUUGUGCAGUUGUGCGCAUUUUUCCGAAACAAAUGUAUUUUUAUUGAUGAUCAAAAAUUCUCGUGAUGGUUGAUCAUAAAUAGGGAUUUUACCAAAUAAGAAUAUAAAAGCCACAGGUUUCACGAAUAGACUGAAAAUUUUCACGCUCCAUCGUAUAUAAUUUUCCAAAAUUUCUGACUGCUUUGGCGUGAAAUGUGACUUUUUCAGGGUUACAUUAGGAAAAAUACGGAAAACCCCAAAUCUUGUGGUUUUUUAUUCCAGCUGGUAAUUUACGCAUAACAAAAUAGUGGUGCACUUUUGCGCAUUACAAAAUUACUUUUGUGCGUGUGUGUAUUAAGUGUUUUUAUCAAGUUGAUUCUGUGUAUAGUUUUAAACUGUUACCUAUGUUUAUCUUGUGAGCUAUUUAUUAUAGAAUAUUAAAUAUUCAUUCGCUAAAAGCUAUCGAAUUAUAUACCGAAUUAAAAUGCAAGCUAUGUUUUAUGCUGAUGACCAGCAAUCAGCCUAUAAUUGAUUUUUUCAAUUCCAUUUUUUAAGACAUUAUUUAGGACGAGGAGAAAUCGAGCCACCCGUGUUUUAUAUUAUGCUAUAGGCCACCGCAGCACAAUACAUAGGCGAGCUAUUUGCUGCAAUUGUGCGCUUGACAUCGACGGCGGCAUGCACCCUUAAAUCUAUUGUCAAUUAAUUGUGAAAAUUUACUGUCAACAGAUAUUGUUAAAUGGGUCUUCGUGAUUUUGGCCUCGGGGGAAAUAGAAAGCAAAGUGGGUAGAGGUUUUCGGGAACAAACAGGAGUUAUCGCCACGGUUUUGCUGAUAUUUUUGGAAGAAACGGGCAAUUAACCCUCUUGCCCAACGCCGAGAAGUUAGUGAGCGAAGGCGAGAAGCGCGUUGAGGGAAGCGCAAAACAUUUCGCCACGAAAGGUGAACCUUGUCGGUCCGCAACCUCACCAACAAGAAUAUAAGGACACCUAAUUUUAGAUUAAAAUUUUUAGAAGAGUAAAAACAGUUGGUUAGCGGAGGUAUACACUUUUAACGCCAAUUCACCUGCCAAAAUUUUCAAAUAGAAUAGAGGAAUUAAGACACAUUGUUGUUAAAAAAAUUCUGAGAAAAAUUCAAAUAUAUUAUUCCAUAUAGGUCAAAAUAAAUUUGGAAAACUUCCAUCUUUUAAUAAAUUUACCUGCUUGGUCUGCCCCUAGAAGACAUUUUUGCGCAGCUCAACUUAAUGUGUGAGUUAUUUGUACGUUGGGGGGUGAAUUCAUAGACGUCAGGCCUGCACCACUGAAGCGCCUCAACUCCCUAACCUACCAAGAAGGCGCACAAAAAACCGGCAGUUCAGAUUGGACAAAACGCCAUGCAUGAAAUUCUUAUGAUUUUACAGAUAAAUAACCACGAUGCAAAUUUAGAAUUCCUCGGACACAAUUAAGUUGGUCCUUUUGAGGCCCGAGAACUUCAUCAGUUUUUUUCGUAAGGAAAUUUUUAAAACAUUUAUUUAUUGCAUUUCUCACUUGAGGAAUUAGAAAAGGUCAUUGCUGAAUAAAAUCUGGUGGAUUAACCCUGCCUGUUACUCGUUUCCUGCGGUUUUUAAUCCGAAUCCUAUAAAUUCUGCGGUUUUUUUUUCAGAUAAAAUAAAAUGCCGAAGAGAGGCCUGUAGGGUUGCAACCACUACUUUUAAUUUAAUUGAACCGUGCGAGAUCAAUAUUCUUCUCAAAUUUUCACCCUUUAGUCAGUGUGGCAUCCAAUAAAUUUUUUCCCUUUAAUAAAAUAAUGUUUCUAUCUUUAAAAUGACAAUAACCGUGUUGUAUUGCCGUAACCUGCUUGGAGGUGUAUUUCAGAUGUUUUUGAUCAAGGUGACAAAUCAAAUUGCCAGAAUAAUGCGCAAUGAGAUCACGUGCAAAGAUGCGUUUGGAGUGUUAAAAAAAUUAAUUCAGAUUUCUCCUCCCUAAGGUGCAAAUUGUGAGUUUUAUAAUUUAAACAAUUCUAGCUUAGAACAAUUUAUUGGGUCUAAAUAUUUUCGAAAUUGGGGAAUUUUGUAGUCCUCAAGUAGAAUUUAAAAUAAAUAAAUAAAAAUAAGACUGUUAUAAAAAUAUAUAGCCUCAGCAGCCUUCAGCUAACUGUCUAAUUUCCUCGAAAUUGAUCUACAGUCAUUUUGGAGUCCUAUAUUAUACUUAAACUCUUCCUCACUCUCCCCUUUUGGGCGCAAACAUUUUACAUCGAUUACAUCGGUAACAAUAAUAUUGAUCGUAACAUAUCGUCAGGCUAAACCGUACUGACAGUCAUGAAAAUAAAUUAUCCUGGUUUAUAAGUACCAAACUAUUUGUAAGACUUUGAGAGACUGUCUUACACAAUUGCCGUGCAAAUAUAUGACAUUUCGCUCGUUGCCUUGUUAUUAAACCAGAUUUCAUCCUUUAUAUAAGACUUUUUGGUAAAAAAAACUAACAUAUAGUGCAAAAGUCUACAUGAUUGAAAUUCACAGUAUAAGUGAAUAUAAAUUUUUCUUAAAAAGUGCAAUGAAACUCACAUUACAUUUUUGUCAUUUUUAUUGCCUGCUCAAAUUUUACGCAAAAAUUUGAUCCAAACCACGCAUGCUUAUAAUGUUUCUAACAAUAAGUGAAUGAAGAUAACUUCCUGCAACCUGCAGCACAGUCGUGACGUUUCGCAUGGUGCCUACAUUCAACCGGCUUAAAAAGUCUUAUGUCGAUAGACUCUUUAUCUUUGUGUUAGACUUUUACAAGGAUUAUAAAUGCAGACAGUUUUGUUGGGUAUUUUCCUCUUGAUCAGUGGCUUUCAACGCAUCUUCCUGAGGAACUCCCUGGCGCAGAAAAUAGGCUUGCGAAGGGCCUCUAAAGCCUCUACACCUUGGCCGGGCCAAAAAUCAACUCACAAAAUCUUGUCUACUGUAUGCCAUAUAGCGCAAGUUGUGAAAGGAGCUUUCCAACAUGGCGACAUUAGAAACACUGGAUAGCUCCAAUGCUUUAUACAAGCAAAUUGUUCAACGGAUGAGAGAGACGAUUAAAGACCAUGCUAACGAUAUUCCUCUGUCAGAUUAUCAAAUCGUUAAGAUACAAAAAAUCUCCAACUCUGCUGCGAACAAUCGGCGGUUUGAAGCGAAAAGGACAGAAAUCGAGCGAGCCUACAGCGGCUCUCAAGUGUGGGAAACGUUCCACGGCUCGCCGCAAUGUGACAAAAUCGUUGCAGAAGGCUUCGACGUGCGCUGCUCCAAGCCCAGCAGCAUGUUCGGAAGAGGAAUUUACGUGGCGCCUCACUCCUCGAAAGCAAACCAAUACGCGUUUGGCAAAAAUAAAGGCUGCUCUUCGCACAACAAUACGGCGUGCACGAUUUGCGUGCGCAAAAUGCUCGUUUGCUACUGCAUCAUGGGCCGGCAGUUCCAUCCCAACGCACCGACUAAAGACAUUCCCUCUGGUUACAACAGCGUCGUGGCCGAUCCGGACACAAAUCCCCAAAUCAGGCAGCAUCUGAAAUUCCCCGAAUACUGUAUCUUGCGUGGGGAGCAGGUGCUGCCUUAUAUUUUAAUCGAGUACAGAAUUUUGACCCACGAUCGUUUACCAAGGCCGAGAAUUGUACCUAUGAGAGAAAGAAGAGAACAAGAGGUAGAUGAUGCAACUCAAAUAGCUGAGCGCUUUCUUUUACUAGUUAUCCCUGCUGCGUUCCUGCUACGUCGACUUUUAGAAUAAUACGAGUGUAUAUGAUCGAAAUUUUCUGCAUAAAAUAA
Cloeon dipterum is the source of this 5531-nucleotide messenger RNA. Its product is annotated as poly [ADP-ribose] polymerase tankyrase-like. NCBI's taxonomy places the organism in Eukaryota, Metazoa, Arthropoda, Insecta, Ephemeroptera, Baetidae. Bases 4738 to 5493 code for a protein of 251 amino acids. The transcript is spliced from 6 exons. Gene Ontology annotation, cellular component: nucleus. The record is from RefSeq and is a predicted model, not a curated record. Gene Ontology annotation, molecular function: NAD+ poly-ADP-ribosyltransferase activity; NAD+-protein mono-ADP-ribosyltransferase activity.